AUGCCUUCCGAAAAGCGCCAGUCUGGGUUCCGGAAACUUCAAAGCUUCAAAACGGACUAUGCGCCCUGCACCAUUACCCAAUAUGUCUCUGAACGCAGUGGCAUGCAAGUCGUCGUUGCCGACCGUCAAGGGCCCAAGGUCAACGGCUACUUUACUCUAGCCACCGAAAUUCUCGACGACUCUGGUGCUCCCCAUACACUCGAGCAUCUCAUCUUUCUCGGAUCCAAGAGCUACCCCUACAAGGGACUUCUCGACAAGCUGUCUUCGCGCGCAUACUCUGGCACCAACGCAUGGACUGCCACCGACCACACUGCUUACACACUCGAAACUGCAGGCUGGGAAGGCUUCUCACAAAUCCUGCCGCUGUACCUCGAACAUGUCCUGCUGCCCACCCUGACCGAUGAGGGUGUUGUCACAGAGGUCUGGCAUAUUGAUGGCGAGGGCAAUGAUGCUGGUGUCGUUUACUCGGAGAUGCAGAGCGUCGAGAACAAUGGUCCUGAAAUCAUGGACCUCAAGGCGCGUCGUCUCCUCUACAACAAGAACAUUGGCUUCCGAUAUGAGACUGGCGGUAUGCCCGGUGCCCUGCGGGUUCUCACGGCCGACCGAAUCCGCGAAUUCCACAAGGAAAUGUACCAACCCCGUAACCUCUGCGUCGUAAUUGUUGGUGAGGCGGACCACGAUGACCUCCUUCAGAAACUGAAUGAUUUUGAAGAAAGCAUCAUCUCUGAUAUCCCUGCCCUGAACACGCCAUUCAAGAGACCCUGGGUCGACUCGGAGCAGCCAGAGGGAUUGACAGAGACAAUUGUGACCACCGCCGAAUUUCCUGACGACGAUGAAUCAACCGGCGAGAUUCUCGUUGGUUUCUUUGGCCCCAACUGUGUCGACCUCAUUGCCACAUCUGCUCUGAACAUUGUUUUGACUUAUCUCUGCGGUUCCUCCGUCUCGGUACUCGAGAACAUCAUGGUGGAAAAGGAAGAACUGGCCAGCUCUGUAUCUCACUGGUGGGAUUCUCGUCCCAACUCCGUCAUCUGGCUGCAGCCCACUGGUGUCGAAGCGGACAAGCUCGAAUCUGUAGAGAAGCGCCUGUUUGAGAUUCUCAAGGACGUCGCUGCGAAGCCUCUGGAUAUGGACUACAUGUCCGAGUGCAUCAAGAGAGAGAAGCGACAGGUCAAGUACCAUGCUGAGAACUCAGAGUCAUUCUUCUCCACCAACAUCAUCACCGACUACCUUUUUGGUAAGCGCGACGGCUCUACGCUCAGGGAUCUCGAGAGCCUGCACGAGUACGCCGCUUUGGAGAAGUGGACAGACCAGAACUGGCGCGACUUUAUUAGCAAAUGGUUCAUUGACGCUCAUCACGUCUCCAUUCUGGGGAAACCCUCCUCUAAGCUCGCUGAAAAGGCUAAGAAGGCCGAGGAGGAGCGUGUCGCAAAGCGCAAGGCCGAUCUCGGCAAGGAGGGGCUGGAGAACCUGGCCAAGAAGCUUAAGGACGCCCAGGAAAAGAAUGACCAGCCUAUUCCACCCGAAGUCUUGGACCAGUUUGAUGUUCCUGGCACCGAGUCCAUCCACUUCAUCGAGUCCGACACAGCUCGCGCUGGCAAGGCCAAGGCUAUUGGUCUGGGAACUGGCGCGACGCAAGGCGCCAUCGAUGCCGCCCAAGCCAGCAAGCUGCCUCUGUUCAUCCAGUUCGAGGACGUGCCCACCAACUUUGUCCACAUCACAAUUCAUCUUGGCACGUCCAAGGUGCCGGUCGAGCUGAAACCUUUGAUGCCCAUCUUCUCCGACAAUUUCUUCAACACCCACAUCAUGCGCGAUGACAAGCUCGUCAACUUUGAGCAAGUCGUCAUGGAGCUAGAGCGAGACAGCGUCGGCUACGGAAUCGGCUCCGCACGCUUACUCGGCGACCCCGAGGGCCUCGUCAUUCAGUUCCAGAUUGAGCCCGACAAGUACGCGGCCGCCGUAGAGUGGAUCCGGACCAUGAUGUUCAACUCCGUCUUUGACCCUCAGAGGCUCAAGGCCGCCGUUUCAAAGGCUCUCGCUGACAUCCCCGAGUCCAAGCGCAAUGGCCAGGGCAUGGCUGCCGAGAUUGACGCUGCCAUCCACCUGGACCACUCGAGCGUGACCGUCGCCAAGCGCAUCCUGGUGCGUGCCGUCUACCUGAAGCGCCUCAAGAAGCUCCUCAAGAGCGACCCCGCCAAGGUCGUGUCGUGGUUCAACACAAUCCGUGCCUCGCUCUUCACCUUCGAGAACCUACGCUUCCUCGUCGCCGCACGAAUCUCCAUGCUGCCCGAGCCCGUCGCGACCUGGGACAAGCUCGCCUCCGCCCUCGGUAGCGAGGUCAAGGACAUGAUCCCCGUGCCGGCGCUGUCAGCGCUCCUCAACGACGAAGGCCGGGCGCCCGGCUCUGUCGGCACCACCAUUGUGCCCAUGGCCUCGCUGGACGGCUCCUUUAGCGUGAGCACGGCCGUCGGCCUGUCAUCGUACGCCGACCCGCGUCUGGCCGCCGUCAUGGUCGCCAUUAGCUACCUGGAGCAGGUCGAGGGCCCGCUGUGGGUGGCCGUCCGCGGCGCGGGCUACGCCUACGGCACCCACUUUUCGCGUAGCAUCGACGCCGGCGUGCUGUGCUACCGCGUGUACCGCUCGCCCGACGCCGCCAAGGCCAUUGCCGCCUCGCGCGAGGCUAUUCGCAAAAUCGCUGACGGCGACGUUCCCAUUGACAAGCACCUGCUCGAGGGCAGCGUCUCCCAAAUCGUCGUCACCUUUGCUGACGAGCAAUCAACCAUGCCGAGCGCCGCGCAGCAAAACUACGUGCAGGGCGUCGUGCGCGGCCUGCCCAAGGACUGGAGCAAGGAGAUUCUGCGUCGCGUGCGCGCCGUCACAGAGGAGGAGAUUCGGGCGGCCAUGACGGAUAUCAUCCUUCCGUGCUUUGCGCCGGGUAAGAGCAACGUAACCAUUACCUGCGCCAAGAUUAUGACCGAGAACAUGGAAACGUCCAUGAAGGCCAUGGGAUACAAGGUGCAAACACGGGAACUCAGCGAUUUCCACGAUGAUUACGGGCUCGAGGCGCCGGAAGGCGAGGACGAGGACGACGAUGAUGAGGACGAUGACGAGAAUGACGAGGACGAGGACGAGGACGAUGACGAGGAUGACGAGGAAGAGUCGGAUGAGGAGUAG
This is a messenger RNA of Cordyceps militaris CM01, 3171 nucleotides long. RefSeq names its product zinc metalloprotease, putative. The transcript has 3 exons. The record is from RefSeq and is a predicted model, not a curated record. NCBI's taxonomy places the organism in Eukaryota, Fungi, Ascomycota, Sordariomycetes, Hypocreales, Cordycipitaceae. Gene Ontology annotation, molecular function: metal ion binding. Bases 1 to 3171 code for a protein of 1056 amino acids.